Messenger RNA from Oncorhynchus kisutch (coho salmon), 7624 nucleotides. Its product is annotated as dual specificity mitogen-activated protein kinase kinase 5-like. NCBI's taxonomy places the organism in Eukaryota, Metazoa, Chordata, Actinopteri, Salmoniformes, Salmonidae. Gene Ontology annotation, biological process: MAPK cascade; protein phosphorylation. The record is from RefSeq and is a predicted model, not a curated record. Gene Ontology annotation, molecular function: ATP binding; MAP kinase kinase activity. The coding region runs from base 96 to 1169 and encodes 357 amino acids. The transcript is spliced from 17 exons.
CUUUCUCUCUCUCUAACAAAAGUCAAUUAACCCUCAGUUUGAACUGAGAGAAAAAGAGAGCAAGAGAGAGAGAUUGUGUUGUGUUGAGUCAGUCAAUGGGUUCAUUAGAAGGCCUGUGUGCUUGCUGCCUGCCUGGCUGGCUGUUGGCCUUGCCAACUUAUUGUCUCUGUCUCUUUUGGCUGCAGGUGAACACAAGGCCCAAUGACUGUUCCCCCGCCGCCAUCGGCUCUAUGCCCAACAAUAGUCCCAGUCUAAAGAAGUCCUCCGCAGAGCUAAAGAAGAUUUUGACUAAUGGACAGAUCAAUGGCCAAGACAUACAAUACCAGGAGCAGCUUGGCCAUGGAAACGGAGGGACCGUGUACAAAGCGUACCAUCUUCUCGGCAACAGAGUGUUGGCGGUGAAGGUCAUUCCUUUGGAUAUCACAGUGGAGCUACAGAAACAGAUCAUGUCCGAGUUGGAGAUCCUCUACAAGUGUGAUUCCUCCUACAUCAUAACCUUCUACAGUGCCUUCUUUGUGGAGAACAGGAUCUCCAUAUGCACAGAGUAUAUGGACGGUGGCUCUCUGGACGUAUACAGGAGGAUCCCAGAACAUGUGUUGGGUAGGAUCUCUGUGGCGGUUGUGAAAGGCCUAACCUAUCUAUGGAGCCUGAAGAUUCUUCACAGAGACGUCAAGCCUUCCAACAUGCUGGUCAACACUAGAGGUCAAGUGAAGCUCUGUGACUUUGGAGUCAGCACGCAGUUGGUGAAUUCCAUCGCCAAGACGUAUGUGGGAACUAAUGCCUACAUGGCACCGGAGAGGAUAUCUGGGGAGCAGUAUGGUAUCCAUUCAGACGUCUGGAGCGUGGGCAUCUCCUUCAUGGAGUUGGCACUGGGCGCUUUCCCCUAUCCACAGAUUCAGAAAAACCAAGGAUCUUUAAUGCCUCUCCAGUUACUGCAAUGCAUCGUUGAUGAGGAGCCUCCUGUUCUUCCUGUGGGUCAGUUCAGCCAGAAGUUUGUCCACUUCAUCACACAGUGCAUGAAGAGACUCCCCAAAGAGAGGCCUGCUCCUACCAACCUUAUGGACCAUGCCUUCAUCCUGCUCUAUGACGAUGGCAAUGCGGAGGUGGUGUCCAUGUGGGUGUGUCGCUGUCUAGAGGAGAGAAGAGCCCAGGCUCAGGGACAGAUGUGACCCCGUAAACACAGGAGAUCACAGAGAAGUUAAGCGGUCAAGGGUAUCAUGUAGGGCCAGGAUGAUACCAGUAUCUCUAUACUCGUUAAUAUCGUGGCAAAGAAACAAAACACCAAGCGCGGGGGAAGAGGAAAACAGUCCUGAUGUUGGAAACAAAACAUCAUUAUGAUGUCAUCCAGAGUCACAUUUAUUUAUUUUCUAUCUAUAGCUCACAAUAUUUUACAUACAGCAGGUGUUUAAAGGACUGAAAGAGUUUGGUCUGCUUUGUGUUUUCAUUUUUGCCAUAGAAACAAUAUUGCGAUACUGGUAUGGUCCCGGCCCUAAUAUCAUGCCCCAAUCUCUCUGGACUUUCACCAUUCGUGAACCCCAGGAGUGGACAGUAAAUAUCAAAGACGCGGUUUCUAAAACGUAUUGAAGACCUCCAUUGUGUAAAGAGGGCGUCUGUACGUCCAACGUCAGUAAGCCAAGAGGAUACUGGAUCUUUACAACUGAACGUUCGUUGCAAGUGGAACUUUGUUAUCUGGGCCCUUGGCGUGUUGACUGAUGUCUUGAUGGUGUAUCCUGGCGACUCUCACACUCCAAACCUGGCUGUGUGAUGACGCUGCUUUAUCAAUGAAUUUACAAGUGAGUGGGACUUAUUCCGUGACUGUUUGCCUACUUAGUUAUUUCUAAGACUUUAGGCAGAAUGUCAGAGUAAGUGAUCAACGAUGAGAUGGGGCUUGAAAACCCAAAUGGCUUUACAAUAACAAAGAAGUGCUAUUUUCCAGGAUGUGGCUCGGAUAACCUGUUACGCUUUAUUGUUGGCAGCUUUCUAGUGAAUGUGGAGGUGUGGCGGUGCAUACAGCAGUAACCCCUGUGUGUGUGCAGCAGUAACCCGUGUGUGUGUCGGUAUGUAAGGCAGUAACCCAUGUGUGUGUACAGCAGUAACCCCUGUGUGUGUCGGUAUGUACAGCAGUAACCCAUGUGUGUGUACAGCAGUAACCCAUGUGUGUGUACAGCAGUAACCCAUGUGUGUGUACGGCAGUAACCCCUGUGUGUGUACGGCAGUAACCCCUGUGUGUGUGUACAGCAGUAACCCAUGUGUGUGUACGGCAGUAACCCAUGUGUGUGUACGGCAGUAACCCAUGUGUGUGUACGGCAGUAACCCCUGUGUGUGUGUACAGCAGUAACCCAUGUGUGUGUACGGCAGUAACCCAUGUGUGUGUACGGCAGUAACCCAUGUGUGUGUACGGCAGUAACCCAUGUGUGUGUACGGCAGUAACCCAUGUGUGUGUACGGCAGUAACCCAUGUGUGUGUACGGCAGUAACCCAUGUGUGUGUACGGCAGUAACCCAUGUGUGUGUACGGCAGUAACCCAUGUGUGUGUACGGCAGUAACCCAUGUGUGUGUACGGCAGUAACCCCUGUGUGUGUACGGCAGUAACCCCUGUGUGUGUACGGCAGUAACCCAUGUGUGUGUACGGCAGUAACCCAUGUGUGUGUACGGCAGUAACCCCUGUGUGUGUACAGCAGUAACCCAUGUGUGUGUACGGCAGUAACCCCUGUGUGUGUACAGCAGUAACCCAUGUGUGUGUACGGCAGUAACCCCUGUGUGUGUGUACGGCAGUAACCCCUGUGUGUGUACAGCAGUAACCCCUGUGUGUGUGUACGGCAGUAACCCCUGUGUGUGUACGGCAGUAACCCAUGUGUGUGUACGGCAGUAACCCAUGUGUGUGUACGGCAGUAACCCAUGUGUGUGCCUAAUGUUUUUACAAUGAUGUUUCUGUGACAUUACUUUACCUCAUCGAGAUACACUAUAUAUAUAUAUAUAUAUAUAUACGAAAGUAUGUGGACACCACUUCAAAUUAGUGGAAUUGACUAUUUCAGCCACACUCGUUGCAGACGGGUGUAGAAAAUCGAGCACACAGCCAUGCAAUCUCCAUAGACAAACAUUGGCAAUAAAAUGGCCUUACAGAGGAGCUUAGUGAAUUUCAACGUGGCACCGUCAUAGGAUGCCACCUUUCCAACAAGUCAGUUCGUAAAAUUUCUGCCCUGCUAGAGCUGCCCUGAUCAACUGUGAGUGCUGUUAUUGUGAAGUGGAAACGUCUAGGAGCAACAACGGCUCAGCAGCAAAGUGGUAGGCAAUACAAGUUCACAAAAUGGGACUGGCAAGUGCUGAAGCGCGUAGUGUAAAGAUCGUCUGUCCUCAGUUGCAACACUCCCUACCGAGUUCCAAACUGCCACUGUUUUUCGCGAGCUUCAUGAAAUUGGUUUCCAUGGCCAAGCAGCCAUACACAAGCGUCGGCUGGUGUAGUGUAAAGCUCGCCGCCAUUGGACUCUGGAGCAGUGGAAACACGUUCUCUGGAGUGAUGAAUCACACUUCACCAUCUGGAAGUCCGACAGACAAAUCUGGGUUUGGCGGAUGCCAGGAGAAAGCUACCUGCCCGAAUGCAGAGUGUCAACUGUAAAGUUUGGUGGAGGAAUAAUGGUAUGGGGCUGUUUUUCAUGGUUCAGGCUAUGCCCCUUAGUUCCAGUGAAGGGAAAUCUUAACGCUACAGAAUACAAUGACAUUCUAGACGAUUCUGUACUUCCAAUUUUGUGGCAACAGUUUGGGGAAGGCCCUUUCCUGUUUCAACAUGACAAUGUCCCGUGCACAAAGCGAGGUCCAUACAGAAAUGGUUUGUCGAGAUCGGUGUGGAAGAACUUGACUGGCCUGCACAAAGCCCUGACCUCAACCUCAUCGAACACCUUUGGGAUAAAUUGGAACACCGACUGCGAGCCAGGCCUAAAUCGCCCAAUGGAAGCAAGUCCCCACAGCAAUGUUCCAACAUCGAGUGGAAAGCCUUCCCAGAAGAGUGUAGGCUGUUAUAGCAGCAAAAGGGGGACAUACUCCAUAUUAAUGGCCUUGAUUUUGGAAUGAGAUGUUCGACAAGCAGGUGUCCACAUCCUUUAGGUCGUGUCGUGUAUAAUGGCCUCGGCAGUAGAAGUGAUACAGGGCGACCAUUUUGCUCACAUAUGCGUCUAAAUAUUUUGCUGUGUGAAAAUCAUCUAGAUAAUUGUUGCAAUGAUUGCUUCACUGUACCGCAGCCCCUAAGUGCCGUGGAGAAUACACUGAGCGCAGAUUCAUGACAGUCAUGCUUGCACCGUUACAUCAAAUAUUUUUUAUUGUGCUCUUAAAUUUCUUUGUGUGCUGCUAAAUGUUUCAAUUUAGAUGCACACGUGCUCCUUGUAAAAGGAAAAAGGUCAGCGUAGAGCCCUGUAGUAGUAGAAGCAUUGCUUGGGGAUCCUAACCUAUACCAGGCCACAUUGUGGGGACUCUUCAACCACUCAGUGCCAUGGAGUUCUACUCUUCUAUUCUUCCAAACCUGUUAAUGAUGCAACACAAACAAACUUCACAACAACUUUGAGAAAAGUCUUAAAGAACUUUCCAUUUGUUAUUUAUGUUAAUUUGGAGACGAGCACCAGAUUUAUGGUUGAUGAUUCCAUUAACUCACCACCUGUAUAACCAUAUUUAUAUUAUCAUUCAAAUAUACUCCUUCACGUUGACUUCAUUUGAUUGUCCUUGACGUGGAACUGACAGCAUUUUAACUACUUUGCAGAUAUGAAAGGCAAUCAUAUCAGUAAAAAAUAUACAAUUCCCAGUUUAUGCUACAAAACCAACUUGUCAAGAGGUUUUAAAAAUAGGUUAUAUUUGACAAGAACAUCCAUGACGUACAGUAAGGCAUUGUUGUCAGAAUAAAUGGAUAUAGUUCAAUGCAAGAUUAAUAUAGUCCCAAAAAAUUGGUAUCAGGUUGUAAAUCACAGCUGGCCUGGUACACUGCUGCCUCCAUCCAAUUCGGGAUGCUUGGUUUGUUUCAAUGACUCAAUAUUUUUUGGACAAAAACAGCUGGGAAUGUCAAUAUAUUCAAACUAGCAAGUGCAGUGAUCACAAGUCAGUCAUAAUGUGGCUAAUAGGCUAGCGUAUCUAUUCAGCAAGGUAAAAACACUGAGCUAAACGUUAGCUAGCUAGCUUCUGGGAAGUAUUGGGAGGAUGUCGAGUCAUUGGGUGAGUGAGUGACCGACUUUUUCCCCUCAGUUUUUUGGUGGCUACAGCUAAGAGAUGCAGGUGUCGUUUGGUUAGCUAGCAAGCAAGAAAUGUGAAUCGCUUUGCUAGCUAGCUAUGCUGACUGUUAUUCAGUUAGCAUAUAUCUUGCAUUCGUAAAUUAAUUCUGGCUAUCCACUCCGAUUUCAGAGCCCUCUCAUCUGAGCGCCAGGGCGCAGAACCACUGAUGAAUUUACGACGCGCAACACCCGCUGAAUAUGACCGUGUCAGUAAACGUAAGGAAAAAACGUCAUUCAAUUGUUGCCAGCAGCACAGUUAGUCACUAACUCUCUAGAUAAAAUGAAAACAGCCUAACCAGCUUUGCUAGGGUGCGUAAAAUGGUCAGAGUGAGAUGUUCUCUCAUUUGUGUCGAAGUAGCUAGCCAACUUUAGGCAGAGAUGGCUUGGGUGCUUGACUGCUGUUGAGGGACGCUGGGAUCAACGCUCCUCCUCGGCCAGAGUGGACAGAGCGCACACUGCACUUAACGCUCGGAGAGCGAAACGCGCGGAAUUUACAGACAAUCCGACAACGCUCCAAAUGUAUGAAUACAGAGUGCACUAACACACGGGAAGCAAUUUACAAACGCACCCGUAGUUGUCAAUCAAAUGUAUUUGCCAUCAAUCAAAUGGACAGGCAGGCAAAUUCCCAUUCAGUUGUCAAAACCUGGGUUGGGACAAGCAUGCAUUGGCAGACAGGCUGCAGAACAGUGAGCAGGCUACUAUUCCCUUUUGUUUAUCAGUGCAAUUAUGACUGCCAACUAGCUGAAAUAAUUUGAGAGGGUUUAUCUAAUGUUCUCUCAUUAGAUUUUAGCUCAUCUCGCUCUGGCUAGCAUUAGUUGUUGAUCUUGUUGUGCAUAACUAAUGUAGAGAGAGAGCACCUUUUCAUGGUUGUUUGAUCAAUGACUGUAAAGUUCCCAAAUGUAAGAACACUGCAGUGGUAUUCACACACAUUUAUUUGCAGAAAUAAGUUCAGGUGUAUUUUGUGGCUUUUGGAGAAUGCGUUCUAAUAAGCUAAAGUCGCGCUGUUGCACCUGCCUGUAAACACACAGUCCAGUUCAAAGUGAAUGAUGACAGGCCCAACUGCCUGUAAACACACAGUCCAGUUCAAAGUAAAUGAUGACAGGGCCCUGUGACAAAUUGCUUAUUUGCAUAAAGGCCUACUGUAGCUCUGAUUGGCCCACCCAGUCUGUGUGGACUCCGGUCCUGGACAAGACAGAUGUUUUUAAUAGGUUUUAUUUACUGCAGUGUCUACUCAUUGUCCAAACACACAGACCCUUUCCCACUCUAUAUUGCUAUAGAAUUUUCACAAAUGCCUUACUCUACGUCAUUGCCAAACAUUCUAUACAAAUGUGAAAAGGACCAUAUCUAAGUGCUCGCUUGUCAGAAUUAAAAAUAUAUAUAUAUAAAAAUGUGUAAUUGUUCCUGGGGGUGUAUAUAAACAGGACUUUAAGAUUUCAUGUUGCUAAAAUGCUGUCAGUUCCACUUUAAUGCCUAGGUUGCUUGGUGCAGAUGGUAUUGCAUUUUCUUAUUGAAUAUUUCAAUAGAUAAACCUGGACCAGUUGUAUGUGUGUGUGGGGGGGGGGGUUAUAUUUAAAGAGAAAUCAGUUAAAGGAGUCAUUCACAGUUCAGCACAAUCAGCUUUUUACUCCUGUUUUAUUUUACAUGGUACACUGGAAACAUUUGCUUCACUUUGUUCUCCAAAAUGAUUCCCAUCAAUGAGAGGUUUGGCAGCACUCUCCAGUGCUUUAAUGGAUGGUUCUGUAUUAAGCGUCUCAGAAAAGGAGUGCUGAUUUAGAACCCGUUUUGCCUUUUAGAUCCCAACGGUGAGAUUACAUGGACUGGGGGGGGACCUGAUCCCAGAUCAGCACUCCUACUCUGAGACGCUUGACACAUACGGACCCAGAUUGUUUUUAAAGCUAUCUGGUAUGCAGAGACUCUGUUCGACACUGUAGUGACAACCUUUCAGACAGUUGUCUCAGACUUUGCCGUAAUGUGAUUUAAGUGGCCUUCUGAGAACACACAGUCUGAGUUAUGCCAGUUGAAAUGGUUUAAUGUGUUGUUGUGCAAUGUGAUAUGUAAAUCACCAUUCAUUCAUUUGAUCAGGGGAAGAAAGUGCAAUAUUAUAACCGCAUCAACAAUAACAAAAAUCUUAAUGUCCUUGUAUUUCUACGACCAAUAAUGUAUUCUCUCUUCACUGAAAGAUUGCCCAGUGUUGUUGCAAUAACCAUGAGCGUUUUAAAAUAUAACCUGUACCCAGUCACCCAUGACCAUGAAAAGUAUUCUAUGUCAAAACUAGCUGUAGCAAAUUGGAUGCCUUUUGAGUUUGAAUUGGUUCGUGAACUGGAUUAAUUGAUGAAUGAGACAUGGAUUAAAGUGGUUCAAUUUUGAUAAUAACAA